AUGACUACAAGAGAGAGUACGAGAAGUACCGAUGAAGGUCCAUUACCUGAAAGAGCUUUCUAUGGAUUAGCUGAUCAUCCAAAUCAUGGAAUAUUUUCAUCGAUUUUGAAACGAAAAAGGAAAUUCGCAAUGACCGAUGAAGCGAAGAAGAUGUGUCAGCAAGUAGAGGCUUACAAAUCAUGUGCAGAUCGUUUACAUCUUUCAUUGAUGUUUAUGCUUGUUGAAAAUCCUGUCACCUCAAAACAGUUGCAUGAACGUGUGGCCAUUGAUUUGAGUUGUAGCACUGCUGGAUCAUAUCUGAGAUUCUAUGAAGCUAUAAAUAGGAAGGGAAGAAAAUUGGGAACGAAAUCGAAUUCAAAAGAGAUUGAGAGUGUGGAACCAGCAGCAAAAACGCUAUUGGCAAUGAAUGUGGAGCAAGAGAAACGAUGCAGAAAGCAAUUGGAAAACUUGAAAGCGUUGUCGAAAUUUAUUGGAGAAGAUUACUGGGAGUAUGCAAGACUUAGAAAAGUGUACUGGGAAGCUAUGGAACAAUACGACGAAGCCGUCACUAAUCAGAAUAAGGAACGGUCAGAGCAAGCAGAACAGGCGACAGCGAGUGCUCAAACAAAGAGGAAUGAUUGUCGAAUGAAGAUGAUGGAUUUCAUUGUGAAAUCAAUUAAUGAUCAGAGGGGAAAACAUGCAGAGGCCGUUCUAAAAUUUCGAGACGAAGCCAUCCUGUAUCAUAAAGCUAUGUCUGACCUGAUUCCCGAUCUGAAAGUUGAAGCGGAUGCGAAACCUGAGAGCAAGAGUUCCAUCAAACCCCCAAAAUGA
This is a messenger RNA of Caenorhabditis remanei, 810 nucleotides long. RefSeq lists its product as uncharacterized. The record is from RefSeq and is a predicted model, not a curated record. The transcript is spliced from 5 exons. NCBI's taxonomy places the organism in Eukaryota, Metazoa, Nematoda, Chromadorea, Rhabditida, Rhabditidae. The coding region runs from base 1 to 810 and encodes 269 amino acids.